Messenger RNA from Dacryopinax primogenitus, 2793 nucleotides. RefSeq lists its product as uncharacterized. The record is from RefSeq and is a predicted model, not a curated record. Gene Ontology annotation, cellular component: spindle pole; centrosome; gamma-tubulin complex. The transcript is spliced from 7 exons. Gene Ontology annotation, molecular function: microtubule minus-end binding; gamma-tubulin binding. The coding region runs from base 1 to 2793 and encodes 930 amino acids. Lineage: Eukaryota; Fungi; Basidiomycota; Dacrymycetes; Dacrymycetales; Dacrymycetaceae. Gene Ontology annotation, biological process: mitotic cell cycle; spindle assembly; cytoplasmic microtubule organization.
AUGGCCGACCUUGUCCACCAUCCAGAUGAACUCUCGCUAAGGCCACUGGAUAACUUUCUCCCCGACUGGCUACCACCUAGCAGCGAGCUGCCGAGGAACCCAGAGGAUGCCUUCACCAAAGGCUUGGCUCUCGCCCUAGGUCCAACAACAGGGCGGUCGCGAGAUGUCCCUGAGCUGGAUAAGCCGCUCGAAGGACCCCCUGUUGUGGAAUCCAGUGAGGAGGAGAAGGAGAAAGAUGACGAUCAUGUGUGGGAAUUGGCGGCGAAAGCAGUGUCACACAAAUCAACGCUGUUCACCUGGGAUACUUCUUCUCAAGUUUUCCGUCUUCCGCCGCUGUUAUCACAUCAUCCAGAGCUGUUCUAUGCUGCUCUUCGAAAAACGGUCCAAACCCCAACAGUGACACCGUUCCCACCCGAGUAUAUUGCCUCGGAGCUGAGAACCUUGCUCACCGGUUAUUCUGGCUCGCUAUGGAUCUGGAACAACAUCGAAGAACAAUUUGUACCCAGUCCAAACGCUGCGGGGAGCAUUGUCGUUGAUGGUUAUUCGGCCACUGCUUCAACCAGCAUCUUCGAGCGUUUCCUGACUAUCGGGACUCUGGUUCGUCGCUUGCAGGCUGUCCCAACUCAGCUGAUGGGGGCGUCGGAGUCUUGGAUGCACGCAUUCUCGCACGCCCUCACUCUGGUGCUGUCGCAUAUUCGUAGUACGCUCGAGGUCGAACCCAUAUGUCCGGAAAAGAACCUAUCCAGCUUGCAUCUUGAGUACGAAACACAGGAACCCAUGCUCGUUGCCGUCGCAACUCUUCUAAGACGCGAUCGCUCGCAUUAUCCACCUUAUCGGUCUCUCCCCUCGAACAUGAUAUCAGCUCUCUACAAAGCACUGGACCGCGCGAUCAACACGUCCGCUCCGCAUGCCGUCCAAUGCACUCUGUCCUUCCUCCUGCAGCUAUCCACUCAACCCUGCAUACGAGCCGUGGAAGAAGCCCUCGGUUUAGGUCGAGCUACUUUUCUUCCCGAUAUGGUAGACGAGUCUUCCGAGCUGGCAAGCCCAAACGAGGAUCGCGCCCCGAUGGAAGUGAAGGUUAUGGAGAUGAUCCUUCCCAGUGAAGUACGUCAGACACUGGAACGUGGUCGAAAAUCCCUUGUCUUGCUGAAAAAGGCAUGUCCCGCUCACAUCCUCUGUGGCCGGACAAUCGAAGAUAUUGACGAUGCGGAACAUUUGAAGUGGAUAUGGGGAGAUGAUGAGGUGCAAAGAGUACAAGCAGAGGCUGAGCAGCAGGCAGAUCUUCUCCGUGAUCUUAUGUGCCGAUGGAAAUCCGGUUUACCAGUCGAUCACAAAGCGCAUGUCCCUGCGCCAUUUCCAAAGUCUACUGCUGCACCAAACGAGUUUGAUAUUUCCUUGCUGCUGCUCCCCGCGACACAAUCCACGGACGACAAUGCUUUCAACAGGUUUCUGGGGUCCCAUCCCCCACCACUUUUACCAUCUUCUGCCCCAACAUUGCCCUUACUUCUCCAUCAUGUAUUCGCCAAGAUAUUAGCAAGAUCGAAGGUUAUCUCACAUGCACUAUUAGACUCACUCCUCUCCCCCGCGUCGCAGCAGGGCGGCGCUGACUUGCUUGCCCACUUACACAUCCUCAGCAGUUUCCAUCUCCUCAACUUCGCCCCCUUCACCGACCUCCUUACAAACGCGCUUUUCGUUCAUCCUUCACCCGAGAUUGCCCACGCUCCCGGAACUCGUUCCCGCGUGCGGGCCAGAUUAGGCAUCGCCCCUCUGCCCCAUCAAGUCACCGGGGAAGAGUUCGCUGCUGUGGGCCUAGGCGUCGGUCUUACCCAGCGCGGUCAAUGGCCGCCUGGCGGAAGCGACCUCAACUGGAUCCUGCGACGAGUGGUCAUCGAUUCUUUGGAAGUUGACAAACAAGGCAGGUUGAAGACAGCCCGGGUGGACAAGGUGUGGGAACAGGCAGACUCUAUCGUUGGAUUCGCCAUUCGGGACAUCGAGGAAGGAGACGACGCGUGGUUAGAUCCAUUAGGCAAGUCGCCUCACAAGUCUGGUACCGGCACUAAACGAGCCACAGCUGUUGAGGCUCUGGAUUUCCUCGACCUUCAGUACAAAGUGCCUCGGAGUUUAGCUGUCGUCUUAUCGGAACGCGCCAUCCAAAAGUACAGGCAGAUAUUCAGCUUCCUCCUGCGGGUCCUGCGAGUUGACACAGUCGUCCGGACCAUGUAUGAUCCAGCGAUUCACGAGCUUCUUUUCCCCUCCUCCGAGGCCAACGCCCACCUGCUUUUACGCACACGCUUCCUUGCCCAAGGCUUCACCUCUUCUCUCGUGAACUAUUUGAUGGACAGUGCCUUACGUUCCCCCUGGUCAGCCUUCUACUCCCAACUCACUCGGGUCAAGGAAACGUCUCGCGACCCAGAGGUGCAGGACGUCUUCGCCCUUGCUGCACGGCACGAGCGAGUGAUGAACACGCUGCUCGAGGGGUGCAUGCUUCUUCCUGGGCAGGCACAGCUUGCCGGAGAGGUCAGAGUUUGUCUGGGCACGAUAUUACUGCUGGGACAGCUGGUGCUGGACCGAAGAAGGGGAACGCUAUCCGAGCAAGAAGGGGGCGAUCAGCUCCGCUCUCUGGCGCACAAGCUUAUUACAACUACACAGACAUUGGUCCAGCUCUUGAAGGAGGACCAGGCAGGAAAAGAACUGCCUCGAGCUACUAUUCCCACAGGAAACGAGGGCGGAGCGAAGCUUUCUGAUCUUCUCCUAAGGCUGUGCUUCUAUGAACCAGUGAAGAGAAAUGGGUGA